CGGCUAGGAUUAAAAAAUAAAAAAACAAUAAAAUGAAGCUUGCUAUCGUGUUCGCGUUUGCCCUUGUGGCCUUUGCUUCUGCCGAUGACAGUGAUAACACCAUGGAAAUAGCCCUCAGCUUCGUCAAGGACUGCAAAGGAGAUUACAUUCUAUGUGUUAAGGAAAAGUUGCUGAAGAUCGUAGACAACCUAAGGGCAUCACGUAGCAUCACCAUCGUUGAUGGUGUCAUGCUGAAGGGUGAACCCGAAGUUCGGUCACCAAAGAAAUUGGACACUCUACCUGUGGAUCCAACAGCUAGAGAUGCUGAAGUCAAUUACAGACUUCUGGAUGGAGCCGUUAGCCUGUUCGAGACUCAUUCUGUUGAGGUCAAGAUGAACAAAGAUGACAAAGAGACUCUGCAGCGGUCUCUGGAAGAAGGUCGUGGUAAGAACAAGAAAGGCAGUGGCUUGGGCGCUAUUAUUGGUCUCCUCGGCGCCAAGGUUCUCUUCGGAAAACUCUUAAUUGUGAAGCUGAUCGCGCUCAAGGCCUUGGCAACAGCCAAGGUCGCCCUAGUCCUGGCCAUCAUUCUCUUCGUUGCUUGGUGUCUCAAACACGAACAUACCAAGACCACUUACGAGGUCAUCCCACACGCCCAUCACGUCGAAUCUCACCACCCAGUUCACGUUGAACACAGCCAUGACCACGGACAUGGGUACUCCAGCUACGGUUCAGACUGGAACAAGAACUUGGACGAAGGCCAAAAUCUGGCAUACAGUGGCUACGCCCACAGCAAAUAGGUAGACCAAAAUUUUAGGACCAUAUUUGGGUAACAGCCCUACUCUAACCUCUGUUGUACAAAGACUUAAUUUAUAUUAUUUAUUGACUUAAUUUAUUUCUUAAUUUAUUGAAUGUUUACAUGAAAUAAACUGUUGA
Hyposmocoma kahamanoa is the source of this 912-nucleotide messenger RNA. RefSeq lists its product as uncharacterized. NCBI's taxonomy places the organism in Eukaryota, Metazoa, Arthropoda, Insecta, Lepidoptera, Cosmopterigidae. The coding region runs from base 33 to 776 and encodes 247 amino acids. The record is from RefSeq and is a predicted model, not a curated record. The transcript has 3 exons.